AAAAAGAAAAAAGUAGGAAAAAAAAAGGCACCCCUAAAAAUUCCACAAAUUCUUCAUUUUGUUCUUCUCACAAAAUUAUAUAAAAAAAUGAGAAAAAACAACAUAAUUAUUUAUUCCCUAAUUUCUCCAAACUCAUUUUAAUUCCGAAAAUUCCCAUUUCUAUCCUCUGGGAAAAAAAAUAGGACAGAGACAGAGAAGAAGAGAGAGAAAGAGGAGAGAGAAAGAGAGGAAGGGUGGAGGAGAGAGAAAGAGAGAAAUCGAAAUCUGAUGUUCGAAUGUUGGGAAUCAAAAGCUGACAUUUUCAUAGAAAUCUUCUAAUUCUUUUUGCUGUAAUUUCGAAUUUUUCUUUUGAUCUUCUGAAAAAUCGAUCAAAAAUUAAAAUCGAACUCUUUCUGAAUGAAGUAGUGAUUCGGGGAAAUUAUUGCCCGCUGAUUUUGACCUAGGAGAGAGAAAGAGGAGGAGAGAGAAAAAAGAGUAGAGAGAAAUAGAGAUGAACGGCGGCGAUGGAGGCGGCGGAGGUGGUGGCGGAGAAGUUUCCGGCGCGGGCUCACCGCCAUCGCCGUUGGAGUGGAAAUUCUCUCAGGUUUUCGGUGAAAGGGCAGCCGGUGAAGAAGUUCAAGAAGUUGAUAUCAUUUCAGCUAUCGAGUUUGAUAAAACUGGAGACCAUCUAGCCACUGGUGAUCGUGGGGGCAGGGUGGUCUUAUUUGAAAGGACAGACGCAAAAGAUCAUGGUGUUAGUAGAAGGGAUCUGGAGAGGAUGGACAUUCCAAUUAGUAGGCAUCCCGAGUUCCGUUAUAAAACUGAGUUCCAGAGUCACGAGCCUGAGUUCGACUACCUAAAGAGUUUGGAAAUAGAGGAGAAAAUCAACAAAAUCAGAUGGUGCCAAACUGCUAACAGUGCACUGUUUCUUUUGUCUACCAAUGAUAAGACCAUUAAGUUUUGGAAGGUCCAAGAAAAGAAAGUCAAGAAGAUAACUGACAUGAAUAUGGAUCCUUCCAAAGCUGCAGGGAAUGGUUCUGUUGCUAGUUCAAGUGUUUCAAGCAGCUCCCAAUCAUAUCUUGUGAACGGAGGAUAUCCAGAUAAAAUGCCCAGUUCAUUGAAUAGUGACCUCUCAUUCCCUCCAGGAGGGAUCUCAUCUCUGCGUUUACCUGUGGUAGUCACCAGCCAUGAGACAAGCCUUGUUGCUAGAUGUCGACGAGUAUAUGCUCAUGCUCAUGACUAUCACAUUAAUUCUAUUUCAAAUAACAGUGAUGGAGAGACUUUUAUAUCAGCAGAUGAUUUGCGGAUAAAUCUUUGGAACUUGGAGAUCAGUAACCAGAGUUUCAAUAUUGUUGAUGUAAAACCCCAGAAUAUGGAGGAUCUGACUGAGGUUAUCACAUCAGCUGAGUUUCACCCUUCCCAUUGUAAUACAUUGGCUUAUAGUAGUUCAAAGGGAUCAAUCCGUCUUAUAGAUUUGCGACAAUCAGCAUUAUGUGAUAGUCAUGCAAAAUUGUUUGAGGAGCAGGAAGCACCCGGUUCAAGAUCCUUUUUCACAGAGAUAAUUGCCUCCAUUUCAGAUAUUAAAUUUGCAAAAGAUGGAAGAUAUAUACUUAGUCGUGACUACAUGACUCUUAAGUUAUGGGACAUCAAUAUGGAUUCAGGUCCUGUUGCAACAUAUCAGGUCCAUGAAUAUUUGAGACCAAAGCUGUGUGAUUUAUACGAAAAUGAUUCUAUCUUUGAUAAAUUUGAGUGUUGUCUGAGUGGUGACGGACUGCGAGUAGCAACUGGUUCUUACAGCAAUCUUUUCCGUGUGUUUGGUUGUGCUCCGGGGAGUACAGAGGCCACAACUUUGGAGGCUAGCAAAAACCCCAUGAGGAGACAAGUACAAACCCCGUCAAGACCCUCCAGAUCUUUGAGCAGCAUAACACGUGCUGUUAGACGAGGACCGGAGAGUCCAGGUGUUGAUUCAAAUGGAAAUUCUUUCGACUUCACCACAAAGUUGCUUCACCUAGCUUGGCACCCAUCAGAAAACUCAAUUGCUUGUGCCGCAGCAAACAGUUUGUACAUGUACUAUGCAUAAAGAUGGCUCAGGAGGAGGAUAUAUUGUUGCUUGGUUAACUUUUUUGGGGUUGAUAUCUGACAAAGGGCAGAAGGUCGUUUUCCCCUCGCGGCACCAACAGUAAAUUAAAUGUGGCCCGAUCGCCUUGUUUUGACUCCAAAAGUGCCUCUUAACCUGCAGCUGCUGUAACAGAAUUCGCCCAGGAAGCAAACUUGUCUUCAUUUUUUCAGGUCGCAGCUCUGAUUAUUUAUAACCGCCACCCACAAAUUCCUUUUUUGCUUAUUAUUUUUUAGCCUUGGCUGCUGCUAAAAGAAAAAGGUAGGUGCAGCUCUGUUCUUCACUAUGUGUUGGGAUGACGCUUUGGGGAAAAUUGUGUUUGUAGCUCUCCUACAACCAAAAAAACUAAAUGGAUGUUUAAUAUUGCCACUAGAAGUCUAAGAUGAAUGUAGCCUUUUCUUUUCUUUUUUCCCCCCUUUUUUGACCUCAAAAUGUUGGUGAGAAAGGAGCUGUUUUAAACAUUUAGUGAAUUGAUUUAUUUAUUUCUUUUAAGUAUGAUUAGUACAAUUUCUUCUUUUUUCUAUUUUUUUCCUUCUAUUUUUUUUUCGAUCUAUUUUUUUUCUUGGGGUACUAUGAUAAUACCUUUUUCUUAUAGCAUACUUUUGUUCUAACUCUGUUGUAAUAUUCAGAUAGUAAUUAUUUUCCCUAAGGAUCAAUUGUGCUUUUAUUCUCCA
Molecule: messenger RNA, 2769 nt
Organism: Beta vulgaris subsp. vulgaris (sugar beet)
Lineage: Eukaryota; Viridiplantae; Streptophyta; Magnoliopsida; Caryophyllales; Amaranthaceae
Product: serine/threonine protein phosphatase 2A 55 kDa regulatory subunit B beta isoform
Exons: 14
Coding region: 491-2059 (522 amino acids)
Biological process (GO): peptidyl-serine dephosphorylation
Cellular component (GO): protein phosphatase type 2A complex; cytosol
Molecular function (GO): protein binding; protein phosphatase regulator activity
Source: RefSeq, a predicted model, not a curated record